Messenger RNA from Babjeviella inositovora NRRL Y-12698, 4410 nucleotides. It is a transcript of the gene GIN4, whose product is annotated as protein kinase. Gene Ontology annotation, cellular component: cytoplasm. The record is from RefSeq and is a predicted model, not a curated record. Gene Ontology annotation, biological process: protein phosphorylation; intracellular signal transduction. Gene Ontology annotation, molecular function: protein serine/threonine kinase activity; ATP binding. NCBI's taxonomy places the organism in Eukaryota, Fungi, Ascomycota, Pichiomycetes, Serinales. The transcript has a single exon. The coding region runs from base 242 to 4288 and encodes 1348 amino acids.
AACGAAACGGAUUUGAAGAUCUCACAAGACAAAUCACAGCCGUCCCAGUCAUACAUUCGUUUACCAGUCGUACGGACACGCCAGUUAAAUUAUCGCUAGCCAGUCACUCCCUCUUAGUUACCGCAACUUAUACCCGUUUUUGCAAACUCCGCCAUCCAGAACACUGCCCUUCGCUGCACUUCUUGCGCUUCAAGUUUCACCUUACCAAACCCACAAUAACUGGUUGCCUCCAUAGCUACCUAUGACUUCCGUUUCACAUCACUCGCGCCAGCCGUCGCUUGCGUCGACGCUCGCGUCGGCCGCGUCCCCGGCGCAGCAUCCUCAGUCCAUUGGCCCAUGGCGCCUCGGGCGCACGUUGGGUGCGGGCGCCACAGGGCGCGUGCUUCUCGCGACACACGCCACUACCCGGCAGAAGGCUGCCGUUAAGGUGGUUUCUAAGGCCGCGUUGGGCGACGAUGCCUCCCACAACAAGGGCUGCGACGCGGCAGGUUUGCCGUACGGUAUCGAGCGCGAGAUCAUCAUCAUGAAGUUGCUCUCCAACCCGCACGUGUUGCGGCUCUACGACGUGUGGGAGACAUCCAAGGCGUUGUAUUUGGUUCUCGAGUACGUUGAAGGCGGGGAGUUGUUUGACCUCCUCGUAGAACAGGGCCCGUUACCCGAGGCCGAGGCUGUGCGCUACUUCCGCCAGAUCGUGCUCGGCGCCGCAUACUGCCAUGCAUUGGGGAUCUGCCACCGUGACCUCAAGCCCGAGAACUUGCUCCUCGACGGCAACUAUAACGUCAAGCUCGCAGACUUUGGCAUGGCCGCCUUGGAAAGUAACGGCCGGUUGCUCGAGACCUCCUGUGGCAGCCCACACUACGCCGCCCCCGAAAUCGUCUCCGGCUUGAAGUACCACGGUGCCGCCUCCGACGUGUGGUCGUGUGGGGUGGUGCUUUUCGCGCUCCUUACGGGCCGGUUACCGUUCGACGAUGAGAACAUCCGCAACUUGCUUCUCAAGGUCCAGAGUGGGGCUUUCGACAUGCCCGCCGAACUUUCGCGCGAGGCCAAGGACUUGCUCGCGCGCAUGUUGCACGUCGACCCAAAUCGCAGAAUCCCCACCGACAAGGUGUUGGAACAUCCGUUGUUGCGCAAAUACCCACAGACCGAGCAAGACUUGCAGGUCACGGCCGACUUACCGGCGCCGGACACCGCGUCGCGCUCCCUCGGCUCGCGCAAGCGUGUCGACAAGCAGAUCCUUCACAACCUCUCCAUCUUGUGGCACGGUAGACCCGUUGACGAGAUUGUUGACGCGCUUCUCUCGCCCGACAGCUGUCCCGAGAAGACCUUCUACGCGUUGCUCUUGCGCUACAAGCUCGCGCACGAGGACCCGCAGCCGAAGAAGGCGCUGAUCGCGACGUCGCCGUCCGUGUCCCGCGGCUUGGUGGUGUCCUCGUCCGUGUCUCGUGGUUUGAUCGCGUCGCGCACGCCCAAGCGCACAUCCAUCGCGGCGUCCUCCGCGCGCAACCGCGGUACGUCCUUCUCACUCAAAAACGGCUCAGUCUCCUCGGUCACGUCCUCACCGAAGAAGCGUGGCUACCGCUACUCCUAUCUCCAGUCGCCCGGCACACCCGGUCGCUCGCCUGGCCGUUCGCCGGGCAAGGCGCCGCAUUCCCCUAAGAAGCACCCGUACCAGCUGUUGCAGCGCCAGUCGUACCAGGACAUCCCACCGCCGAUCCCUCGAAGCCUUUACGACGAUAUCAUGAAAGUGGAAGAGGAAGAAAACGCCAAAGCGGCGGCGGUCGCAGGUAAGGACACCCGGGAUGUGGUAAACGACUUGGGGUCGGGGUUGGCCCCCAGCGCCAUGGACUUUGACGCGGUCUCCACAAGCUCCAACCUUCUGCCGUCUCGGUCGUCCAACCGCCUUCUGGCUUCCCGAUCGUCCAAGCGCAUUCUGGUUUCACGUUCGUCUAACCGCCUUCUGGCGUCCUCCAGCUCUAACCGUCUUCUGGUGACGUUGACAAAGUCCAAGUCCAAGAACCGGUUGUCGCGUCGGUUGUCAACCACGUUCCGCAACUCUGUCAUGGGCAACGGGCUCAAACGUAACUCAAUCACCUCCAAGCUCAUCUCGACUUACGCCAAGCUCCAUGAGGAGUCUGACUGGGAGUAUAUCGAGAAGUCCGCCAAGCGCACCUCGUUGACCUUUGCCACGUUGAUCGACAAGGUAUUCAACCAGGACGAGGAGGAGGAACGCGAACAAAUCGAGCGGGAGUUGGCGGCCGAAGCGCGCGAGCGCAUUGCGAGGGAGAUCGAGGAGGAGGAGAGACUCGCUCGCCAAGAGAGACAGGCGGCCAGACGCAGCAACAUCCGUAAGAGUGUGUUGAAACCGUCCAAGGCGCCAGAGUUGAUUAUCCACGGGGCAGAUGUGGAAAAAAAGUACCGGUCAACUUCCGGACCCGCCCCUGUCUCCGAGCAUAUGUUGACCAAGAACGACGUUGAGAACUUGAAGCGCCGCGUGGCGUCUACCCAAGCGAGCACUCGGGCCAGACCUGUGUCGCGCUUAGACCCGCGGUGGAUUGCAUAUGAGAACGAGAACGAGGAUGCUGUGUUGCAGAUGGAGAUCGAGAUGGGCAUUGCCGAUCCACAGGCCGUUGCGGAUGCCAAGAAACGGGCAAAGGCCGCCGCCAAGGCCGAGGCCAAGGCACAGGCUAAGGCCGAGAGGGAAGCUAGGAGACGUAGCCAAUUGGACAAGGAAAAAGGCGAACAGGCACGGAGACGGCGGAAGUCCAAGACCAUGGAGGUGUAUGAGAGGGAUGAGGCCACUGGGCCUGUCCGUAGAGGCUCCCACGAAGAGUACCCUGACAGGAGAGCCUCUGACUAUAGAAGAGUUUCCUCUAGAGAUGAGCCAUACGCAUCCAGAAGAGUCUCUAAAGAAGAGGCGUAUGAGUCCAGGAGAAUUUCCCGCUCUUCAAGGGCCGAACCUUCCGGCGCUGCCUCCCGUUAUGAUGCCGCCGACCCUAUGGAGUAUGAAUACACUAGUCGUAUUGCCCUGGUGACCAUCCCUCAAGUGACUCGCAAGUCCAAGCACUUUUCCCAGUCUAACAAGCGUCUUUCGGUCCUUUCCCUCUACUCGACCAAGUCGUCUUUCCACGAUUUGAACUUGCACAUCCGAGAGAGCGCUGCUGCGAGGAAGCAGGCCCAGGUUGACCGCUACUCCAAGUACAACCAGCCGGUGGAGGAGUACGACGAAGAUAGCGAAGCUACCGUUAACCGUACUGGGUAUGUGAACGAAACUGAUGGCACGAUUGAUGAGAGCCAGUUGUCGGACGCCGACGGUACCUUCAAGGCCCCACUUUCACGCAUUGACUCUCGCCCGAUAUCUGAAUGUCCUACCUUGCCUGAGUCGCAUAGAAAACUGCGCUACGCAUCGGGGUCUGAGGAUGACUCUGAGGAUGGAGACUCUGAGGGAGAUGACAAUGACUCUGACGAGGAGCAGGAAGUGGACGACAACGAGUCCGAAGCGGAGGAAGAUGGUGAUGAUACUUACUUCAACAACAUUAAACUUCCUGCUCCGAAGUCUCGCGCUGCUUCUGGCGGCAAGAAGGCUGAGGCCAAGUCUCGGCUCGCCCAGAAUGCCACCAAGAAGUCCAUGAUCCCAGAUAGUAUUGAGGCAAAGACUGCUUCUGAAAAGGAAGCUGUACCAUCUCAGCCACGUCCUUCUUCCUCUACGGUAAUCCAGACCUCUGUGCCCCCUGCUUCUAUUCAAGUUCCGAAGCGUGGUGGCCCACAGCCGGAGCGCAAACCUCUUGACAAUAUCACCAACGUGGAACAGAAGCAUAGCAAGUCCAUCUUCAGACGCUUCUCUCCGUUCGGUAAAAAGGUUGAGGAGGCUCCUGUCCGUCCGGCGGACGCUGCCACGGCCAAUAUCACCUCCGCCGAGCCUGCAAGACAGAGCACUUUCCUCAGCUGGUUUAACAAGAACGCAGCUGCCGACGAAAGAACGGUGGGUUCUAUCCUCACCCAGGUGGAUAUGUUCAACGCGUUGAACUCGUUGUUGUCCACCUGGAGACAGUACGGGAUUCGUGACUUGGAAUCUCGUAAGUCAACAUACAGCAUCACCGGUACCAUCGCGAAGAACGCGUCUUUGAGAAUGAAAAGUGCGAGCUUUGAGAUCAUGGUGAUCCGCCAAGCCGAAAAUAAGUCCAAGGUGUUGUUCACCAGGGUGAAGGGUUCGCUGGAUACCUUUGCCAAGUUUUAUGGCGAGAUCAGGAAGGUAUUGGUUAAGGAAAGCGUUGUCGAUCAGGAAGGGUGAGUUUUUUGUAUAUCCAUUUUAUCUAUUUUUCCAUUAAUGUAUACUAUUCUGUUUGUUUUUAUUCCAUCCUUUAAUUUUCAUAAUCACCUAAGAGUUAUGGUUUUUGCCUAUAAAGGUCCGAG